Messenger RNA from Mugil cephalus (flathead mullet), 4889 nucleotides. RefSeq names its product PHD finger protein 21B (gene phf21b). The record is from RefSeq and is a predicted model, not a curated record. The transcript has 15 exons. NCBI's taxonomy places the organism in Eukaryota, Metazoa, Chordata, Actinopteri, Mugiliformes, Mugilidae. Bases 477 to 2213 code for a protein of 578 amino acids.
CGGGUUUGGGUUUGGGUGGCGAGGGGGGAGGGAGAGAGGAGAGAGUGAGAGGAAGAUGGAGGAGAGGAAAAUGUGGAAAUGUGGAGGAAGGAGAAGGAGGUGAACACUCCGAGGAAUAACUAUGCGACAUGUCUUCUUCUUCUUCUUCUUCUUCUUCUACUACUGAUGCUACUGACCGAUGCUAACGCGGCGUCCACUUCCAAGUCUGAUUAACUCCACUACUUUUUCUUGUAUUUGUAUUUAUUUUGUUCGGACUAAUUGUUGGUAGUUCGUCCAUCCUCCCCCCUUCUCCAACUAGAAUUUGGAGCUGUAAUGCGGUGGUCGGCGAUCGGGACGCGACCUGAAUAUUUAUGAGCUCGCUCUCCGUGGCUAUCAUCCCCAUCCUUCUUCUUCUUCUCCUGCUUUGUUCCUCCCUUUAAACUUGAGACACUUUGCUUUUUUUUUAUUCACAUUUCGCUUACAAACUAGUUGCACAGAUGAAGCAGGACCCACAGGAUGGAGAGCUUAAGAGACAGCUACACGACAGGCAAACAAGAAUAACAACCAUAAGCGACAAACAAAACCAGACGUUGUGCAAAGGCCUCAAUGAGCUGCAGAACGGACAGAAGCUGGCGGUCCGGACCUGUCCUGUGGGGGGGGCCAAGCCUCUGUCUCUCAUCAAACCCCCCCCUCAGAGCAUCUCCAUCUCCGUGGUACCGGCCAAGGCCCCCGUCUCCAUGGUGACGGCUCACAUCAACGGACAGAAGGCGGAGCCACUGCAGACGUCCCCCAUCAACCUCCAGACAGUCCACCCCUUCACCAGGAGAGACCUGCCCCCCCCACAGAUGUUGGGAACUCUCACUGCUGUUCCCAUCAAGGUGCCUCAAGUCAGCUCCCUGCAUCGGCUGGCAGGACAAGCCGCCACUCUGCUACCUCAGGUCAGGCCAAAGACCCAGAUCCCCGACAGCCUUCCUCACGGGCCCUGCCAGGAGCUGCAGCCGCUGGGCCUGCAGAGGGCCACGGCCGUGGUGAGUCCUAAGAGCCAGGGCCCCACGCUGCCCACCGCCAACAGCACCUUCAGCCCGGACCAGCAGCCCAACGGCCAGAGCGACGCCCCCUCGGGCCCCCCGGACGCCGGCGGCCCCGCCCAGCACGCGUCCGCGGGGCCCGGCGUAGCGUACGCCAUCAUCGCCGCCUCCCCCGCCCCCGGCAACGGCGUGUCGACCGUCAGCGAAGCCGUCAAGGUGAUAAUAAUCCAGCCUCAGGCCCCCAGCAGCACUGACGGGUCCCCGGGGGCCACGGCCGACCUCCCACCACAGGAGGCGCCGCCCUCCCCCAAGUCCCCCAAGUCCCCCAAGUCCCCCAAGUCCCCGAAGAAAGACGAGGAUCCAGAGAAAAUCGCCUUCAUGGUGGCGCUCGGCCUCGUCACCACAGAGCACCUGGAAGAGAUCCAGACGAAGAGGCAGGAGAGGAAGAGGAGAAGCACAGCCAACCCGGCCUACAGCGGCCUGUUCGAACCCGAGCGUAAACGUCUGGCGUCACAUUACCUGAACAGUUCACUCUUCCUGUCAGCGCGAGACUCUGAGGAUUUCUGCUGGAAGGAGGACGUGGAGCAUGACGACCACUGUGCCAUCUGUAAGGAGGACGGAGAGCUGCAGCCCUGCCACAACUGCCCCCGGGCCUUCCACCCCAACUGCCUCCACCCGCCCCUCAAAACCCCCCCCAGAGGCCCCUGGUACUGCCCCAAGUGCCAGAAGAAGGUUCUGAACAAGGAGAACAUGUCGUGGCCUCAGAACUUCGUCCAGUCCUACGUUACACACAAGACGGUGAGGGAGGAGGAGAAGAGACGACUGCUGAGGAGAAACAACGAGCUGAAGAAGGAGUGUGGUCACCUGGAGGAGCAGGACGAGAAGCUCAACCAGACGCUCAAACAAUGUCUGGAGGUGAGGGAGCGCCUCCUGGGUCGCCAGAGAGACGCCACAGCUUCACUCGACCGCCUCAAGUCUCUCAUCAAGCUCAUCCAACGGGAGCAGCUCAUCCAGGUCACCAUGACGACCACCGCCACCAUCGCCGCCGCCUCCUCCCUGCUCCCCCCGCCCUGGACCAAACCCCCCCCCAGCAGCAGCAGCAGCAGCAGCAGCAGCAGCGCCGCCUCCGGCCCAGGCCCCUCCUCCACCACCACCACCACCCUGCAGACGAGCCACGCCCACAGCCAGGACGACGCCAACAACUAGCCCCGCCCACUCAGCCCCGCCCCCCAAACCGAGUUCUUAGGGCAGCCAUGAUCUUUUCCACCCAUCGAUCGGGACGAAGCGAGAGGCUCCACUCGAUUCAAGUAUUUUUUAAACCCAACACCUACAGUGCUUACGAGAUUUCUUUUUUUAAGUUCUUUUCUAUUUAUUCUUGGCCUUAAUGUAUUUAUUACAAGAAGUUAGCGGCGGCGUUAGCGGCGUUAGCGGCGUUAGCGGCGUUAGCGGCGUUAGCAGCGCUGCUCCACCAGAUGUUUCCCUUUUUUAAAGCCAGGUCUAAUUGUUGUGGUGCGUUGAGAGCGAGCGUAGGUAGAUGUACAGCGACGAUAUAUCGAGUAGAUGUUUGUUCUCAUUCUCCUGCGAACAAUGUUUUUUGCCAUAAGAAUUCAGGAAAUGUUUUUUCAUCGUGUAUGUGAACGCAUACGAGCCUUCAAACAAAAACAGAGAGUAACUUUUUUCAGUAUUAAUAGAGUUAAAGAAGAAGUCAAAGAAAAAAAGUAUUUAAGAUAAAAAAAAAGUACAGAAAUUAGCAUUUCUAGUGGAGAUUUUAGUAUUUUCAUGCUGAUGCCUGUUGAUAAAUGUUGGAGUAUUCGAGGGGUCACUGUACAUACGCUGUAUUAUUAUCUUCAUCAUCAUCAUCAUCAUCAUCAUCGCGGGUUUGUUCGGUUUUUAACUUUACGGAGUCACACCUCUGAAGCCGAGACGCCUCCUUUAAGUUUCUGUGAUGGAAACAAACACUAGUGGAGCAGGAAGAGUUUAGCCGUUAGCCGUGAAGCUAGUUUAGCCGGAGCCAAUCAGCUGUUUGUGGGCGGGGCUUCAGGUGGUUUUGCUUCCAUCACAGGACGUGUUUAAAGGAGCGUCCUUAGUUCCAGCUGCACUCGUCCUCUCUCCGUCCUUUCCCCCUUUAACCAGGACAAAUAUGCCAAAAACCUUCGUCUGUGUGUCUGUGCUGGGGGGUCGAGCCCCCCCCCCCCCCCGUCCCCGCCUCUUUUCUAUGUUUUUAAUCCGACACAUGAACACAUGAACACAUGAACACUGCCUCAAGUACAAACACGUCCAGGUUCUGCUCUUUGUUGCGUCUAAUUAUUAUUUUGUAUUUUUAGUUUUUAAAUGAAUCAGAAAUGGGACGACUCUGUCAAACUGCAACAACUCUGACUGUCGCUGGAGCCGGUCCAGACCCGGUCCUGGUUCUGGUCCGGCUCCUCGUGUCUCACUAGUCUUCCUGCUGGUCCAGAGAGGUUCCAUUUUAGUGUCGCGUAGGUUUUCUUUGACCUGUUGUCACCUGUCGGUCCAGGUGCAGGUUUCUGAUGCACAAACAUGAACAAACGGUCGGAAAGAAUAAAAAAGAAUAAACGCCUUUUAUCAGGAGCAGAAAGAAGCGUUCAGACUGAGAGGAGGUGGUUCUGGUUCUGGUUCUGGUUUAGUUUGAGUCAUAUCAGGUCACAUCCAGACGAGCAAUACGACAAAAACACUCGAUUUAAAGUCGGACCGGACGCGUUCAGGUUCAACGCUCGGCUGCUACAAACGCGUUGAAGAAAAAAGAAACAGAAUAAAACGUCCUGAUUCAUUCACUGUAGAGGAGGAGGCGUUCAGGGCGCGCAGGACAGACGGGCGCUGACUCGUCUGUAACAGAGGAGGGAGGCUGGUUCUUCACCAUCGAGACUAAACUCAAACAAACGUCACGAACAGAAACUUUUUAAAAAAACAUGAAGCUACGUAGCUAACGCCUGGAUGCUAACGUUCAUUUAAAUCCACCACAAUAAUAAUAAUGAUAAUAACAACAGACACAGAAAUAAUAAAUGUUCUUCUUCUAGAUAAUAAACUUUUAUACCAAAUGUUGAACAAGAAUAAGAGACGAUAUGAAACCGUUUAAACACGUCUUCAUUCAGAUUCCGGGGUUCGUUUGAGUUAAAUCAUUAAUUAGGAUCAUUUAAAUGUGACGGUACCAGAUGAAUCAUUGAUCAUGUUUAGUCUCGUUGGUUUGGCCCCGCCCCCUCCAUGCCCCGCCCCCUCCAUGCCCCGCCCCCCGGAUCAAACCCGUCUAUCACGUUUAAACAGACUUUGCCUUUUAAAACGAAUCCAGUCAUGAUCAGAUGAAGCUGAAUGUGCCAUGUGAUGCAUAUCGAGUUCAUAUCGCUGCCUCCAGAAAACAGAAGGAAAAUAACAGACCCCCCCUUUAAAUAAAUCCCCCCCUCCUCCCUCCUCCCUCCAUCUCUUCAUCCGUUUCUACAAAUCUUCUCCGGGAGAAACUGUGCAGUAAACAGAUCUAUUUUAAUACACGACACGACAUUUGAACAAAAAAGAAGAAACAUUUUUAUAUUCUUUUAUCAAGGAGCAAAAAAAUAAAGAAAUGAAUAAAAGAGGAGGAGGAGGAGGAGAACGUUGGGUUCUCCAUGGUUCCAGUUCUACAUCCUGACUCUAGCUUAACGUUGAUGUUCUUUUGCCACAAGGAGGCGCUGGUGUGAGUGGGACUGAAGUGUGUGUCCAGUGGGUAGUGCUGUAUAGGAACGUGUUUGUCUUAAAUAAAUAUGCCAACGUAGUUUCUUUUUCUUUACGAUGCAUUAAACCGACCGAGGUGAAGGAAGGAGGAAAGUAGUCUCACCCUUUUGUACCAAGUUCUUACAAAAAAUGAAUCAUUAAUAAACAAAGUUCAACAACUAA